GCUUAAUUCCUUCGAUCCUCGAUCACUUGACCAGGGUUCCUUUGAAGUUGGACGUUCCGUUCAAAGUUGAACUGUGAGAGAGCGAGCGAACAAAGCAGGAGCAAACAGGUCAAACUCGCCGCCCGCCCGUGCGAUCUCCGCAAGAUCGCCGUAAACAGGAUCGCAUUUCCGCUACGCCUCGUUACAUCCGUCCACUCCAUUCCUCCUACCACUAUUCAAGAUGAUGGACGACGAAGACGACGAUUUCUACGAUCCCGCCGAUACGGUUCCGACCCCUCAGCACCAGAAUGGUGCUCAGAAUCCCCCUGCGGACAAUGACCAAGAGGAAUACGAGGAAGAAGAGAUAGAAGUGGAUGAAGAUGAUGAUGACUUCAACAUUAUCACCGAGGCGCCCGCCGAUGCGCCACCUCCAGAAGCCCCUCAUCCUCGUCAUGCCAAUCUACGCGCGGAUUCGCAACGACCCUCAUCUGUAGAAUCUCCUCCUGCCCCAAAACCCUCAACGCCCUCCCUCACGCCGAAAGUCGAAUCCGUCACUCCAGUACCUGUCAGCGCAAGACCUGCCGUCCCUCAAAAGCCGGGCUCGGCGUACCCUCCAGUGCACGCGUCCACGAUCGACGUUCACGCCAACCCCGUGCACCCCACGACAGGCAAACCGAUCCUUCUGACUGAUAUGGACUCGGACUUUCCGGAAGACGAUAAGCCAUGGCGGCGGCCAGGAUCCGAUAUCACAGACUACUUCAAUUACGGGUUCGACGAGUUCACGUGGGCCAGUUACGUGUUGAAACAACAGGAGUUGCGGAAGGACAUCCUUGACCAGAAGAAACAAUUGGACGAUAUGCAAGCUUUCCUAGGCAUUAUGCCGCCGAUGGCUGGUGGUCCAGGUGGUCCAGGCGUUCCCCCAAGCAGCGCGGCACCUCCAAUGGCCGGUAUGCCCGGUCUGCCGGACAUGUCGCCAGAAAUGAUGCAGGGUAUACUUACAGGCAUGAUUGCGCAAGGCCUGGAUCCCACGUCAAUGGACCCCAUGACAUUCAUGCAACAUGCCCAGGCGAUGAUGGGCGGACAAUCCGGCGCAGGCGGCGGACAGCAGGGCCAACCUGGUUUUGGAGGUCAAGGUGGUGGCCAACCCCAGAUGGGUUAUGGAGGUGGUGGCUUUGGUGGUGGAGGCCGUGGACGGGGAAGAAGAUGCUCGGGAAGGGAGCGGGUGAUGUGCCAAUCUGGAGAUGCUGGGUCUUUCCUCCGCAACGUCAAGAACCUUGCUCCCCUCCUGGACCGCGUUCUGGUCCAGCGUGUCAAGCCCGAGGCCAAGACCGCCUCCGGUAUCUUCCUCCCCGAGAGCAGCGUCAAGGAGCAGAACGAGGCCAAUGUUCUCGCCGUCGGCCCCGGUGCCGUUGACCGCAACGGCCAGCGCAUCCCCAUGGGCGUCACUGUCGGUGACCGUGUCCUCAUCCCCCAGUUCGGUGGUAGCCCCAUCAAGGUUGGUGAGGAGGAGUACACCCUCUUCCGCGAUUCCGAGAUCCUCGCCAAGAUCAACGAGUAAAUUGGACUAGCCAAAUCUUGUUCAACGCUUGUUGCCUUUUGUUUUUCGGAUUCUCAAAGCCGCCUAUAACGUGUAUUAUACCUCUGUUCGCAAAAUCAUGAGCUUCUGCCAUCCAGCUCUUCCUUGAAAAGCCCCACUAUAAAAACCAGAUUCCGACGAGCUACGGAGAUGGGGUCUUCUGGUCCUUCUCUCCUAGUGUUAGCGUUGGGGUCUAUUCCAAUGUCCUGCUGUGCGUUUAUUGUCGAAAGCGUGAAAUGACUGUCUUGCAUACCACACGAUGUAUUUCCCACCUGUCACUACUUUGCUCGGUAUCAUCGUGCCUCGAGUUUUUGGCACGAUGGGAGUAUGUAAUAUGAUAUGAUAAUCUCCUCUCUUUGAUUACGUUCAUGUCUCGUGUAUGGUGGGGUCUAGCGACAGGCGACUCUAUAGCUCAUGAGCUAGAAGCAUGGU
This is a messenger RNA of Aspergillus homomorphus CBS 101889, 1987 nucleotides long. RefSeq names its product Cpn10-domain-containing protein. Gene Ontology annotation, molecular function: ATP binding; metal ion binding; protein-folding chaperone binding. NCBI's taxonomy places the organism in Eukaryota, Fungi, Ascomycota, Eurotiomycetes, Eurotiales, Aspergillaceae. The transcript is spliced from 7 exons. The record is from RefSeq and is a predicted model, not a curated record. The coding region runs from base 221 to 1537 and encodes 438 amino acids. Gene Ontology annotation, cellular component: mitochondrial matrix.